Pyrus x bretschneideri (Chinese white pear) is the source of this 2182-nucleotide messenger RNA. RefSeq lists its product as uncharacterized. Lineage: Eukaryota; Viridiplantae; Streptophyta; Magnoliopsida; Rosales; Rosaceae. The transcript has 2 exons. Bases 62 to 1852 code for a protein of 596 amino acids. The record is from RefSeq and is a predicted model, not a curated record.
UCCACUACAAAAAGUACAAGAAACAACAAAACACUCGGGCAUUAUUAUAUACGAGCACCGAAUGAACCAGUCAGGCGGUGCCCAUUGUCGUGGCCGGAAAGCUUUGACUUACCGGCACCGGAAUUACGAACCUCCGCAGAGUCCAUUUAUUCACUGGAAGUUUGACAACGAAAAAACCACUGGCGUCGUCCGGGCCUCGGCUCGGAAGCUCGCCGCGGGGCUGUGGCAAUUACGCUUUAGCGAAAUCUCAUGGGAUCAGAAGAUCAAAUUCGAUGCUUGCCCUUCUGAUCCUUCUCCUCCUCAGCCUCAGGUUGAAUCGUCUUUGGCAUAUACCAAAUGUGCAUCGGAGAAGGCAACAAAGUGGGAUCAUGGCUGCUCAGGAGAAUCUGAUGACAUCUAUCAGUUUUACAGCCAUAUGAAACUUCUCGAAGAUUGUCAAGUUACUACUCGUUCUAUGGCACCGACUUUGAAUGCAGAACUAGCAGAGGCUAGAUUAUGCAUUCGUGAGCUUCAAGCUAAGCGACAGUCAUUUAAGAUGAAGGUCAAACACAUUUUGAGGAAGCUUGAAGAGGAAAGAAUCUCUUGGCAAACCAGAGCUCACUGGAACAAUCAUGCUAUUAAAGACCUGAGGGAAGAAUUAGGAAGGGAAAGGAAACAUCGUCAGCAGAUGGAAAAUGUUAACACCAAUCUGGUAGAUCAGUUAGCUGGUGUCAAAGUGUCUGCAGAGCAGUUAUUGAAAAAAUACGAGGAAGAGAAGAAAAACAGAAAAUUCAUGGAAGAAGUUUCUGGUGAACUAGCUGCACAAAUUGGAGAAGACAAGGCCGAAGCCAAGGCAUUGAAGAGAGAAUCGAUUAGAAUUCUUGAAGAAGCUGAGGAAGAGAGGAAAACGUUUCAUCUAGCAGCGGUUUGGCGUGAAGAGCGGGUCCAGAUGAAGCUGAUCGAUGCAAAACUAGCUCUUGAAGAUAAAUAUUGUCAGCUGAACAAGCUGAUAACAGAUGUCGAAACUUUCUUAAGGUCAAAGUUUGGAACCCUGGAUAUGGCGGAGUUGAGAAAAGCUGAGUUGAUCCUACAGGAAGUUAAGUCAUUGAAUGUUGACACUGAGGAAUUUUCUUACCUUCCUCCAAACUCAGAUGAAAUAUACUCGCAUUGCAAAGAUCUCCAACAAUUUGAAGGAAAUGAUAGGGAGAUUGAACCAUGCGUUUGUCGCAGUCCAUCUAGCCAUAAUUCCACUGUCCAUCCCAUGAAUCCGGAGGAUAAUGGGUUCAACAAAACUUAUUUUCCAAUGCAGUUGAAUUGCUUUAGUGAUUAUGACAGUUGUUAUGGAAAUGCGGGUUUGGAUAACAUGAGUCGUGCCGAGGAUCAUCAUGAGGGUUCUUGUGAUUCAUUGUUAGCACGCAAUACCUCCGUUAACAAAGUUGGCCAGGCCAAAAAUGUAUCGAGGAGAAGUGAACAUAACACCAAUGUUGGUCAAUAUUCUCCAGAUAGGGAAAUCAGUGAGGUGUGCUCACCAUCGGAGAAGCAAUCAAAGAAAAAGGCAUCUCCUACAUCUAUGAUAUCAUGUCCAAGCAAUGGUGAGUUUCAUAAGAUAGUUUUGGAUGAGGGUGAAAGGAGGCUUUCGAAUGGGAUUACUUCACGUCAGGGAACAAAGGCAUAUCGAGGUUUGUUUCAACAACGAAUUGAACAAUGGAUCCCAACAGACAUAGCGAAUCCACACAUAACUCGAGGAAAGAGAGGGUCCAUUGAAUGGCCGCGAACCGUCCAAAGGAAUUGUUCAAAGGCCAAGCUUUUGGAAGCAAAAAUAGAAAGCCAGAAAUCUCAGUUGCGCCAUAUUCUUAAACAGAAGAUUAAGUGAAUUCGGUGUUCGGUGCUCGAAAUUUUGUUCAAGUUCCAUUCGAACUAUGUGGCUGAUGCACUGCAUAUUCCUCCACUUUAAGGUACUGCACAUCAUCUGCCAUGCCAUAUAUCUUUUGAGUAGCAGAGUGAGUGUUGGGGGAAUCUCUAAACUUUAAACAGCCAAAAUACCUGCUUUUGGAACCCAUAGAUCGAAAUACUAAUGAAAGUAUGUAGCUUAUAGAACAGUACACAACUUGUUUUCCUUUCAUCACAAUGAAUGUAUGUUAUUUUUGCCAAAAAUGCAAGAGAAGAAUGUAUUUAAGCUCAUCAAUCAUUUAUAUUAUCUAAA